Entamoeba invadens IP1 is the source of this 492-nucleotide messenger RNA. RefSeq lists its product as hypothetical. The annotation marks the transcript as partial. The transcript has a single exon. The record is from RefSeq and is a predicted model, not a curated record. Lineage: Eukaryota; Evosea; Mastigamoebida; Endamoebidae.
AUGAAACGAAAAUGCUCAAUGAAAAGAGAAAUUGAUUUGCUGAGCUUUCUAAAGUUAUACAACGAAGAAUUAGACAAUAACAAACUAUCGAUUGAUGAGUAUGAAGCAAAUUCAUCUUAUUUAUCAUGUAAAGAUAUCAACAAAACAAUUGAAACAAAAAUAAAACGCGUUAAACAAUUGACAAACGAAAUCGAAGAAAUAACACAAACAAGUGCUUUGUUGAAAAGACAAAUUGAAGAAGAAAGGAUCAGAGUUAGAAUUUUGGAAAAGAAAAACAAAACACAAAGUGGAACUCGAACUGGUUUUACUCGUAAAAAAGAAGUGGUUAAAGAUCAGGAAUUAAGCACGCUGGGUCAAACUGUCAUGAAAGCAAACGAUGUCAAUAAUGAAGUGUUCAAGCAAAUUCAAGAGUUGAGAGAAAUUGUGACAGAUGAUGAACUUGUAAUGAAUGUUGUUGAUGAUAAAGCAGUAACUACAAAAACAGUUGAACUU